This is a messenger RNA of Phragmites australis (common reed), 1009 nucleotides long. RefSeq lists its product as uncharacterized. Gene Ontology annotation, molecular function: S-adenosylmethionine-dependent methyltransferase activity. The transcript has 2 exons. The record is from RefSeq and is a predicted model, not a curated record. NCBI's taxonomy places the organism in Eukaryota, Viridiplantae, Streptophyta, Magnoliopsida, Poales, Poaceae. The coding region runs from base 98 to 925 and encodes 275 amino acids.
UGGUGGCCUGGUGGGUGUUCUGAACAACUUGUGAACACGGCGACCAGAUAAAACACGUCAUGUGACCAACGAGUGAGCCUGCACUCUCCACGAGAACAUGCUCUGCACCCCGCCCCAAACGCUGCACCCGUCGCUGCGCCUGCGGCCGAGGCCAUUCCCGCGCGCGCCGCGAUGCUCCAACGACCCCGCGCCGUCGCCGUCGCCGUCGCCUUCGUCCCCCGCGGCCGCCGGCAGCAUCCGUCGCCUGGUGCUCCCACCCGAGGGCCGCGCGAAGCUGGACCCGCGCCCCGACCGUGACUUCUACGCGUUCCCGCGCCUCGUCACGCACGUGGACGACGGCUUCACCGCCACGCUCACGGACCUCUACCGGGAGCGCCUCCGCCCCGGGUGGGACGUGCUCGACCUCAUGAGCUCCUGGGUCAGCCACCUGCCGCCGGAGGUCCAGUUCCAGCGCGUCGUCGGCCACGGGCUCAACGCGCAGGAGCUCGCCAGGAACCCGCGCCUGGACUACUUCUUCGUCAAGGACCUCAACGCGGACCAGCAGUUCGAGCUCGAGAGCAGCAGCUUCGACGCCGUGCUCUGCACCGUCAGCGUGCAGUACCUGCAGUCCCCUGAAAAGGUUUUCGCGGAGAUCUUCCGGGUGCUGAAGCCGGGGGGCGUGUGCAUCGUGAGCUUCAGCAACCGGAUGUUCUACGGGAAGGCCAUCGGCGCAUGGCGGGAGGGCACCGCCUACAGCCGCGUCCAGCUCGUGACGCAGUACUUCCAGUGCGUGGAGGGGUUCACGCAGCCCGAGGUGGUCAGGAAGCAGCCCUCGCGCGGCGGGUCGUCGGCCUCGCCGCUGGACGCCGUGAUGAGGCUGUUUGCGAUGGCCAGCUCCGACCCGUUCUACGCCGUCGUCUCGUACAAGAACUUCAAGCCGAUGUAAAACCUAGAUUGAUACUUCCUCCAUUUACAAAUACUCUGUAAAUAUAGGUCGUUUUAACCUUCUUAAUUAUUCUCUAAAUAUAAA